This is a messenger RNA of Anguilla rostrata (American eel), 2995 nucleotides long. Its product is annotated as homeodomain-interacting protein kinase 4-like. Gene Ontology annotation, biological process: peptidyl-serine phosphorylation; peptidyl-threonine phosphorylation. Gene Ontology annotation, molecular function: protein serine/threonine kinase activity; ATP binding; protein tyrosine kinase activity. Lineage: Eukaryota; Metazoa; Chordata; Actinopteri; Anguilliformes; Anguillidae. The record is from RefSeq and is a predicted model, not a curated record. Gene Ontology annotation, cellular component: cytoplasm; nucleus. Bases 294 to 1820 code for a protein of 508 amino acids. The transcript has 7 exons.
UUUUCCGUAUUUAUUAGUCUAGAUGGCCACGACGUGAUAAAUAAUUUUGUUUUCAUCGAGCUCAUUUUAGCAUACUGCUAUCAUGUCCAUUCAUGGAAUGCAUUUUACAGAUAUGAUCACCAGCAUGUGACGUCAUAGAAGUCAAUGUAUCUCACGAUUUAAGACCCUUUGUUACGUCAUCAAAGUUUUGGUAUUUCAUAUAUAAAUUUCACAUAAACAGGUAAAGUCAGUUCUUUGCCAUACUAAGGUUGUACAACGUCUUACGUAUUCAGCGAAAGGACCAAGCGUUCAAGAUGAUUCUAUCUUCUGAAAUCGAAAUAUACGAGUUCGUAGAGGAAUUAGGCCAUGGGAUGUUCAGCGAUGUCGCGAGUUUCCGGCGAAAAAGCGACCGGAAAAUCGUGGCGGUGAAGCGAAUGUCCCGUGUACACUGUCUGAUGGGCAUCCGCGAAGCACGGCUACUCGCUGCUCUCACGGGCAAGAACGCGUGCAACCACCACAUUGUCCGCUUCUACGAAGGUUUUGCGGACCGUUAUUAUUUUUACAUUGUGGAAGAGGCAAUGGAAAUGAGCCUGACUGACUAUCAGAAGGCGAACGCGCUGAAAAGGUUCAGAGUCUGCGACAUCCGGACGGUUGUUCUGCAGGUGCUCGUAGCGCUGGCCAAACUGAAGGAGAUGGGCAUCGUUCACGCUGACAUCAAGCAGGAGAACAUCAUGCUGGUUAACCAGCGCUUUCAGCCCUUCAGAGUGAAGCUGGUUGACUUUGGCUCCUCCAUGACCGCCAACGAGCUGGCUGCAAUGUGGACGCCAUACAUUCAGCCCAGAUUUAUCAGAGCUCCCGAGGUCCUACUGGCCUGUCCGUGCACCGCGAAGAUCGACAUGUGGUCUCUGGGCUGCGUGAUGGGGGAAAUGGCCCUGGGUCGUAUGGUGUUCCCCUCGCUGUGUGACCUGGAGCUGGCCCACAGCAUCUUUGGCACCCGGGGGUUGCCCUCUCCCGCAAUGUUAAAAUCGGGCAUCAAGACGAAGAUGUUUUUCGACUGGGUGGAGACUGGUACGGGGGCACGUUUCUGGCUGCUGAAACCGUACAAAGGCAGGGAACUGCUCACAGGGACGCAGAGCUUGAGGAGGCACGCGCCAGCCAACCUGGACCUUCUGCAAGCCAUGGAACAGCUGGAACAUGGCUCAGCGGACUGCGACUACGCAGAGUUGGCUGACCGCAGGAGCCUGGUGGACCUGCUCGACCGGAUGCUGACUCUCGAGCCAGAGCAGAGGGUCUGCCCCGACCAGGCCCUGCAGCACCCUUUCCUGACCCUGAAGCACCUCAGCGGGCGCGGAAAGUACCGCGCGUUCUACGCGCUGCAGGCGUACAGGGAGGCGGGCGUGUGUCCGCCCCAGGAGCGCUCAUCGAAUCACGAGGACUCCUCUGAGGAGAGCGACCCUGAGGUCCCAAGGAGGAAGAGGCGCUCCGUGGGACGUUUGCUGCGCUCGUUUUUCUCGCGCCUGUUCUCACGCCGGCGCAAGAAGCAGCCUACGACCUCUCAGGGCAACGAAGACGCCCUGGAGGGUCCCUCGAGCUCUGCCGCCCCCGGAGGCCAGCCGGCCCAUAACCCCGUGACGACGGAGGAGGGAUGCACUGAGACUGCAGGCAGCAGUUCAGCCCCAGAGGAGUCAGAGGAGUGCGCUGGGAGCAGCGGCAGCCCUCUGGACGCCCCCGAGGAGCCCCCCAAAAAGAGAGGCUUCCUGAGGUGGCUGCGGACCCGCUUCUCUACACGCCGGGGCAAGAAGUCCGACGCCGCUCCGGGCAGCAGCAGCAGCAGCCAGUAGGGUUCCGGGGAGGCGGACGGCGCGGGAAACGCCAGGAGAUGGAAGUCAUGGGUGAUGGUAAGGAAGCUAGGAUGGCCCAGGCCUUCAGUAAGAAAUAUGGUAAGAAGGAUUGGCAAGUAAGUCCUUUUUCUGCAUCCAAGCAUCUGUCCACACAUCUGCUGUUUGUCGUUGGUUAGUAUUAUCGGUGUUCAUGUGCGUGUGGGAGUGGGAUUCUAGAUGAGACAGAAAAUAAUUAUUUAUUUAUGAAACACUAUAAUUCAAGCAAUUUUGCAGCAGCCUUUUACAGGGAUGGCCAACAGCCACGGGCCAUAUUCAGGAAAACUUGAGUUGUGAUCUGGGAUCUGUUUUCCCUGGUCCAUAGCCUAACCUCAUCCAUUGAUGCGGGUAAGAGGUAAAUAGGCUAAAACGUAUUUCAGACUUGGCUGCUGUAAUGAAUAUGUGCUUGGGAGUUUUUCCAGCAGGGUUACCACGGCACGGAUCCACAGUCCAGAGGGGUAGAGAAGGAGACACUCCACUGAGCAUGGGCAGAAGGUGGCUGCGGAUAUACUGCCCCCUCUUUGGUGGUUGCCGUGGCAGUAAGAAGUCGGUCCCCACUCCAGGAUAGCGAUGACUGACUGUAGGGGUUCUGGAAAAGGACAGCGCAAAAAAAGACGACAAGAUGGAGAAAGUGAAUCCAUUUAUGAAGAUGGAUAAUAUCCAGCCACGGUCCAUAUUCAGAAAACAUCUCAGUAGGAGUGGUGAUCUAGAGCAUGAAUAUGGGCCUAGGAGACGGGCUACCAGGAGGCUGGGAUCCACUAACAGCCCAGUCUAGAGGGGUAGACCAGGUCAACUUAAGAGACGAGGAGACACUCAUGCCCACCCAGACCCCUCGGUGUCAAACACCCCAAACCUCGUCCUCUGUCACAGUGUGCAUGGAGCUGCAACUCCGCCACCAGGAACGCAGUCGGACUGCACCUCCCUGUACUCCCUCCAGGUCCUCGCUGUACAGAGAAUCUUUGUGACGCUGUGUAUAAAAAGACGAGCUAUACAAAUAAAAUGAAUGUCAAAGUCUUUGAGUUAUAAUUUGAAAAAGAAAAUAAAUGCGUAACAUGGUAUACUGUGGCACUCUUUCAGUGAGUCAUUUUUUUCCAGGUUAGAUCAGCCAGUUAGUUUCUUCCUGGCCAAAGGUGAUGUAU